This is a messenger RNA of Drosophila erecta, 3471 nucleotides long. RefSeq lists its product as uncharacterized. The record is from RefSeq and is a predicted model, not a curated record. Bases 85 to 3225 code for a protein of 1046 amino acids. NCBI's taxonomy places the organism in Eukaryota, Metazoa, Arthropoda, Insecta, Diptera, Drosophilidae. The transcript has 3 exons.
GUUUCGACACACGUUCUAUUCGAAAACCCAAAUUUGUUGAGCUUCCAGUAGUGUAUCAGUCGACCCCCUUCUUUUAGCAGCCAGAUGGCCGGCAUCGUAUUUGGCGGUAUCGCGGCAUGUCGCCGAACCACUCACUACUUGGGGAUCCUACGGUCCUCCUACCGUCCUAUUGGGUCUAAUUCAUCCAUUAAGCCACUGCACCACCGACGACGUCGAUACACCAGUUCCUCAAAGUCCGGGGAAUCGGCUGAGAAGGGCCCAGGUCGGUUGAACCGGGAAGAGAGCGAAGCCAAAAAGCCAGAUAACAGUACUGUUGGAUUGGGGAAUGCAGCAGCGCCCCCCGAUCCUCCCAAAGUUCCAGGAGAGCGAAGACCGGAGUUGCCGUACGAGGUCAGGCCAGAGAUCCUGCCCCUCCAGGAUCAGCCAAAUCGCUCCCAGCCAUCGCCCACGGAAGUCAAGCCCCCAAAUCCACAAACAAUUGUCUGCAGCUCAGACAACAAAGGUCCCUCGGGGUCUUCAAAUAAUCCUUUGGGAUCCAAUGAUGACAUGGUAGGGAAGGUGGUUGAGUUUGGGUCUUCGGUUAGGACUUCUGAAAAUAAAGAUUUUGAUAUAAAGUCAAUUCCAAUUCAGUCUACCAACCUACCACCAUUUACUAAGUCGAAAGAUGAGCGUAAACUGGAUAACUUAUUUUCAAUUGAAUCCGAGCUAAAGACGCUGGCAGCUUCUGUGUCUGAUUUCAUUGAUGACCCUAUUCAGAAAAACUUCUCUCUAAUUAAAGCGGAACUCAAAUCUACUGACUCGACCUCAAAAGAUUCUAAAGCAGAUAAAAGUUUGCUAGGAUCAUCAAAGUCGAUUGACGAUACGCCUCAAAAAACCUCUCCAAACACCCAUGAAUCAAAAGAUAUAAUCACAGCCAAAGACAGUUCUAAGCCUCAAACUAGUAAUACUACAUCUUUGAAUCCAAAGCCGGACAAUUCCAAACCAAUUUCAUCUCUCAAGACUGAUGCAAGUAAAAGCUUCAAUCUUAAAAUUAUAUCAAGCCCAUUACAAGAAAACGCUAAGACCUCUACUCAAAAUAUAGAAGACUUAAAAGAAAUCCCUAAUCUAAAAACCGGAGUCACAAAAUCUCCGAAAGAAGCUGUGAGUUCAAGCUUUAACAUGCCAGGUGAAGGUAAGAUAUCGGGUAUUAAAGUCAAUUCAAAUACACUCGUCGACAGAAGUAUGGAAUUUAGUAAGAUGCUAGAUAAAGCCCAUGAAAAGAGAUUCUACAAUGUUGACACAUACAACGAGAACCAAGAAAAUCGGGAUAGGAUCCUUAAAUGGGUGGAACAUUUUAAAUCGAUUAGUAAGAAGGCUGCAUCUACCUCCGAAACCAAAAGCAUAGAGGCAAAUCCGAAUCCUACAGAGUAUAAAACUAAGAAGCCGUAUUUCAUUGAAACGUUGGUUAAAAAAGAAAAUAUUUGGGUUCCCAAAGAUAAGGCAUCUUCAAAUAAUAUUACCCUCUCUUCUUGUAAGGACUCUACUUCAACAAAUACCUCUAAGGUUGUCUCUCAACUGGAAUUGCCAUUAAAAAUUGUGGCCAAGCAUGAAGCUCCAACUGAGUUUAAACCAAUGUUAAAGCCUAUCCCGUCGUCUGAACUGCGGUCGAAUAAGGACACCAAUUUAGAUUCCAAAACUGAAGCCACUAAGCACACAGAAUUUAUUUUAAGUCAGCCUCCAUCAAAUAAAGGCUUACAGUCUCCGCCGGCCGAUUCCCUAAAACUAAAUCCAUUUAUUGGUAAUUCCAACGGUAAAAUAGUUGGAAUUGGUCAUAACGAACCUAAGAGUCAGUCUACAGAGGAAAUAGUGGCCUUGUUUAAAGACGACUACGAUCGUGAGCAAUACAAAAACGAGGACGGCAAAGUCAAAGAACUAUUCGAGGCACUUGAAAAAUUUAAUGAUAAUCCAGGUUCCUGGUGCAGUCAAGCGGAAGUUCUAGCAUCGGAUAAGAACAGAGUACAAAUUGGAAUUCACGAAAAACGCCACCUUGGCACCUCUGCCUCUGGCAAUAAAUCUAAAGAUCACUUUACCAAACUUGGAGACUUGGACUCAACCAUCCGAGAAGACGAAGCGGUACCAGAUCAGAAAAACGAAGACUACUUCGUCAAACUCAGUAACUUGGCCUCCACUAUCCGAGAAGAAAGCAGUGAUAAGCUGAACAAGAAUGCCGAGUCUGCAAAGAGUGAAAAGAACGAAAAAGAAAAAGAUCAUGUAGAACAGAAAAGCUUUGAUCUAGCAGAGAAGGUUUCGUCGUUCAUGAAGUCCGCCGAAAAGGGUGGUAUCAAAGACGAUGCUACGCAAAAACCACGAAGAUUUGAGAAAGGAGAAUCGAGGAGCAGCAGUAGCAAAGUUACAACUACAUCGGAGCUAACCCCUAGCGAUCUUUAUGAUCCAGUGUCUCCAGAGAUUUCCUCACCAGCCCUUUCAGAAACAGGCAAUGCGGAACUUAAGGAAGAUGCCGAAGAAUCCAGUCAAAGCCUAGAGGCUCCAGAGGUGAAGCCCAAAAAGGAGGAAAUCAAAGUCAAGGAACCCACCUCAGUGGAUGAGACCAGAACCAAGGUCGCCGAAAAGCCUCCGGUCGAGGUAAAUCAAGCUAAGAACAAAAAGCCUCAGUUGGAUGAUGGGGAGCUAGCCCUGAAGCUCCGGGACAAAGCUACGGGUGAGAUCCCGGCGACUGCAGUGCCACUGAAGCCAAUGAAAGUUGAAAAAACCUUCAUGCAACACCUUUUUGACAAGAUCUUGGGCAGAGGAAAGAGCGACGAAGGCAAACGGCGAAUGUCUUCUUUUAGUGGUCAACGUCACCUGAGCACAUUUUCAAUGAAUACUUCAUCUUAUGGCAUUGCCGCAGGGCCUCAGAAUGGGGAUAGGGUUCUCGUCAAGAGGGAGUUAGAUCUGUUCGCCAAGAAUGAUGACACUGAGAUAAAGGGAGGCUCGCCGGAGUGCUCGUCACCCAAAAAGUCACCGCGUGAGCUUCUCCGGGAGAAGCAGCAGACCAAGAACAUCAAGAUCCUUGGUGGUUCCGAGGAGUGUGCCAAGAAGAUGAAGCGGCUGAAGGAAAUCGCGAAGGACAAAGACGACGAUGACUGCGACCGUCGAUGCUUUUCUAACAAUCUAUCGCGCUUUUUACGCCAGCUCUGGUUCUCUACAAUUCCAGAUGCGGCAAACCCCUCAAACAAAACUAAAUAAUCUGCUCAUCUACCCGACAACACGAGAUCCCGAGACCAGAGAGGUUGAUGUCAUUGAAAUUGGAUAUCAGGCUGGAUGGAAUUAUGCCCAGUAUAUGCAUAUACCCAAAAAGCGGUCGAACUGAUGACAUUCUGGAACCCAUAAAGUGUACUUUAAGGAGCUUACGAUUUGACUUUCGAAUUAUAUUCAUCACAAUAAAAUUUUAAUUAUAAAGCUAUUAAAAAUACCCAUCCAGGGUGGUCUUAA